AUGAAUGAUCAAGACAAAAUAUGUGUCAUUCUAUUCGACGAAAUGGCCCUUAAAAAACGACUGAUACUAAAUACCACUACUGACAAAAUCGAUGGAUUCCAAGACCUUGGAAACGAAGGUGGUAGAUCAGCAGACAUUGCUGAUCACGCCCUAGUGUUCAUGCUGCAAGGUGUAAGGAAAAAAUACAAACAGCCUUUAGCACAUUAUUUUGUUAAAGGAACUGUCAGUUCAGAAAGACUGUCGGUCAUAAUUAAGACAAUAAUACAAAGAGUCGUUCAACAAGGAUUCUCAGUAAUUGGUACAGUUUGCGACCAAGGACCUACCAAUAUGGGUGCUUUGAAUUUACUAAAGAGGUUGAGCGGAAUUUCCAUUGAUGCCAAUUACUUCCUUGUUGAUGGAACAAAAAUUUUUACAGUAUAUGAUAUACCCCACCUAUUUAAAUCUAUAAGGAAUAUUUUUUUGCAAGGGGGCGAAGUGUUGUGGGAUAAUAAAAAAGGCAAAUGGAAGCAUUUAAUCGAACUCGAGGAGAAAAAUAGAAACACUCUCCAUUUCAUGAAAAUUUCGAAACGAGCAGUUCUGCCCAAAUAUAAAAGCAAAAUGAAAGUUAAACUAGCAGCACAAAUAUUAAGUAAUACGGUUUCAGCCAUACUGAAACUACAGGCAGAAUCAGUUGAUGACACUGCCAAAAAUGAAUUAAUGCAGACUGCCGAAGUUAUUGAAGAUUUAGAUCAGCUCUUUGACUGUACUAAUGGUCCGGCUAGUUACAAAGACAUAAAAAAAAAUUAA
This is a messenger RNA of Cydia splendana, 786 nucleotides long. RefSeq lists its product as uncharacterized. Bases 1 to 786 code for a protein of 261 amino acids. The record is from RefSeq and is a predicted model, not a curated record. Lineage: Eukaryota; Metazoa; Arthropoda; Insecta; Lepidoptera; Tortricidae. The transcript has a single exon.